AUGGAGAUCUACAGGGUGAAGUGGAAGUCGGUCGGCGCGGCGCUCGCCAGGUCGGCCUUUUCCCAGCUCGAGCUGCUCAGCUGGCAAGACGUGAACGUUGACUGGUGCCCGGGAGAUCGCCUGGCCGAGGCCGAGCGACGAAACUCGGCCCUCCUACACGCCGGAGCUGGGGCCAAGGCGAGGGAUGGCGGGAGCGGGGGUCAACGGGGUGGUGCCGCGGCGGCGGCGGCGGCGGCGGCGGCGGCGGGAGGCGCGGAGGCAGAUGGUGAGCAGGAGGAGCUGUGCAUGAGCGCGCUGUUCCCUCUGCCCCAGCCGAAGCCGGCCCGGUUCGUCAAGAAGGGAGUUUUUGCGGCAGAGCCGGGGACGGCAACGGCCGCCGCGCGGUCUAGCUCUACUGUGGUGGCGCCUUCCCCCCCGCGGCCCCACAGCACGAUUACGGAAGGGGAAGUCCUUGCCGGCAAGCUCGCCGCGGACGACGACGGAAAGCCACCAAAUACUGCGGGCGGUGCGGGCGGUGCGGGCGGUGCGGGCGCGGCGCGCGCGAUCUCGGCAAGCGACGGUGGCGGGAGCACCAGCAGCGACCCGCCGCCGCAGGCGGCGGAGAGUGAGGCCGGCGCAAACGCGGGGGCUGGCGGAGACAACACGGACAGCAACAACAGCGACAAGUCGGCGACGACGGCGUCGGAGUCCUCCAGCACGACGCAGUACGCCAUGACCGCCGCGGCCAGGACCAAGGCCUACAAGGGCAUCUUCCGCACGGGGGGCGGGGACAAGCCCAAGAAGCGGCCCCGUAGCCCCGUCGCGAGCACCCCGCUGCAACUGCCGUUCCCGCGGCCCCCCGCCGGGGUGAGCCUGGCGACCGCGGACCUGGAGGAGCGGCCGCCUUGCGGCUCCGAGGAGUACGUGCAGACGGAGGCUGGGUCGGAGUGGGCGUGGGGGUUGUUGGGCGACGAGCAGGACGGCGGCGGCGGCGGCGGCGAUGUUGCUAGUGGUAGUGGCGGCGUUGGCGGCGCGGCGGCGGGCGCUAAUGGCGAGAGCGGGGGUCCUGGACACCGAGACUUUCGUUUGCCGUACGACGUGAUCUACGACUGCCACUACCAGAGGUUCCUCGGAGAGAUGAGGCAGCUGGGGAUGCGCAGCGCCGACGAUGCCAUGACGGAGUUCCAGGGCAUCACGUCCAACGUGUACUUGAGCAAGAAGCCGCCGGCAAAGGACGUCGGGGAGGGGCACCGUUGCGGGUGCGUCCCGCCAUCCGACGGCUCGGCAGGGUGCACGGAGGCGUGCUCGAACAGGGCCACCUUUGAGGAGUGCACCAAGCGCACGUGCGGUCUGGGGGGCAAGGGCGUGUGCGGGAACCGGAAGAUUCAGAGGUACAAGCAGGAAUACAUGAGGAGGAAGGUGUGCAUCAAGGACGUAGGCCCCAAAGGCAUCGGGCUGGUGGCAAAGACGCGCAUUCCGGCAGGGGCUCUGAUCGGCGAAUACGUCGGGGAGGUGCUGUCGGAGGAUGAUUGGCAGGCGCGCCAGGCGCUCCUCCAUGCCAACGAGAAGCACAAGUUCGUCAUGGACCUGGGCGAGAGCGAGGUGAUCGACGCUAGCCAGAAGGGCAGCAUCCUGAGGUUCGUUAACCAUAGCUGUGGCCCCAACGCGGAGACCCAGAAGUGGAUGAUUCAGGGCAAGAGGCGCAUCGGCCUGUUCGCCACCGAGGUCAUCGAGAAGGGGGUGGAGGUAACGUUCAACUACUGCUACGUAGGGUACGACGAGGAAGCCAGAGACGGCCUCGGCGAACCCCCCAACGGCGGGAAAACGCUCGGAACAAAGCACGGGGAGGGCGAGGAGGUGGGGGGAGGCGGGGCGAAGGGGGGGGGGGGGGGAGGUGGGGGCGGCGGCGGCGGGGGCGGCGCGGGGGGGGGUGGGCGAGGUCGGAACCGGAAAGGCGCGCCUAGGUUGGAGGAUCCGCAGACGGGGGAGACUGUGCGGACGUGGCUCCAUACGGAAGACGCAGAGAACAUCGAGAAGUUCACCAUACGCACUAUCAACAGCGAUGGCCGCCUCAGCGCGAGGGACCUGGCGAUCGUGACGUCGAAGCGGCUGUUCCUCAAGCGCAACCUCCCGGUUGCUUGUCGGAGGCUCGUGGCGGAGCAGGCGAGGUUAGCCGCGGAGGUCGGCGGAGCCGUGGCGGGAGCGGGCGAGAGCAAGGCAGCGGGUGAUGAGCGCCGGCUGAGCGCGGUCAGGGCCCGCAUCGCCGCCCAGCAAGAAAAAUGCUUAGCCCUAGAACAAGGAGGACGCGACGGCGGCGGCGGCGGCAAGACGGUGGCAGCGGCGGCGGCGGCCGGCGGGCCGUCCUGGCCCCCGAGCAAGGCCGCCGCCGGCGAGAAGAAGAACGGGCCCGCCGCGCGCGGCGGUGGCGGGGGGAGCGAGAGCGCGGGCGGGGUCAAGAGAGGGAGAGGUAGGCCGAGGAAGGGGGCUGGAGGGAAGACGGCGGCGGCGGCGGCGGCGGCUAGUGGGUCCGCUGAGAAGGCGGACGCGGCAAGCGGCGGCACCGAUGCUUCGGGAGACACGGGAGCGGAGGUCGCACCCGCGGGUGAAGCGGCGAACGCGUCCCCGCUCAAGGACGGGGCGGUGACGGUGGCCAAGGUAGGCGGGGACCAGCCAGAGACCUCUGCGCAGGGGGUAGUGAGCCCUAAAGCCGCGCACGGAGGCAGGGACGCCACCGACGACGACGGCGACGACGCAUCUUCCGGCGUACGGCCAGAGGAGAGAUCGCGGCCGUCAAAGGGCGACACUCCCUCCCCCCACGAGAAGGAGCGGCGGCGGCGACGGACGCGCUCGUCUUCUCCGGGAGCAGAGGAUAAGGAUAGGGGCUGCAAGGGUAAGGGGGAAGGCGACGUCAAGGAUAAGGAAUCCACGAGCCGGAAGGAUAAGACGGAACCUGAUGGCAAGGUCAGCAGCAACGCGAAGAAGAGCGGCAGUCCCUCGCCCCGUCGCCAGGGUGACGCGACCCCUCCUUCCCGCUCGUCCGAACCGGUAACGGCGGCGGCGACGGCGGCGCUAGCGGAGUCGAGCCGGUCGCAGUCUUCGGUGGCCUCUCCGGCCGGCAAGGUCAAGGAGGCAGGCCGCGAAGAGAGCCGAUCUAGGGGCCGUCGCCGCGAGCAUAGCGACUCCCGACGGCAGCGGCGAUCUCCUUCUUGGGACUCCCGGCAGCGGCAGCGGCGGCGGCGCGUUGGUGAGCGGUGGCAGCGGCGCGACAGCAGCAGCAGCAGCAGCAGGGGCGGGGAUUCCUCAUACUCCCCCCGUUCCUCCCGCCCGGCGGCGGCGUCGGAGGACCGGAGGGGGAGGAGGAGACGGGACGAUAGCCAGGAUAACGGGACGUCGCGGAAGGGGCGGCGAGACGAGAGCAGGAGCGAAGUCCGACGCCGGCGCCGCCACCGCCGACGCCGCGAUGACUCUCGAUCGUCUUCGGGGUCGCGGUCGGCUUCGGCGCGACGGCGGUCUCGCUCCCGUUCUUCCGUCGUCUCUCGCUCCCGUCAACGGCGGCGGCGGGACAGCCGAGACAGGCCGAGACGAGACCGGUCUCGAGGGGACAGUCGCGACAGCGACGAUAGGACAAGAGGGAAGUCGGACCGCGAGGAAGGCCGCGGUAAGGGCAGGAGACGGAGCAGGGAGGAGAACCGCCACCGGUCGCCGUCGCGCCGGGGGUCUUCUAGAUCGGCGGCUCGCGGCGGGAGGAAGGAGAGCGGCAUGGACCGCCCGCGCGGGUUGUCGGACGGCGGCCACAACGGCGGCGCUCGCCACAGCAGCAGCAGGAGCCGGAGGGAGCGGCGCAGGAGCCGGGACAGCAGCAGCCACGAUCAUGGUCGCAGCGGUGGCAGCGUGCCCAGGCUCGGGGACAAGGGUAAGAAAGAGAGGAUUCCUUCCCCGUCUCCGGCGGCGGCGGCGGCGGUGGGGGCGGCGAGAUCGGCGAUCCCUGACAGCGGCGGUGUUGUCGCGGGCCUCAAGAUUAGCGGAGGCGAGGGUGCUUCUGCCUUGCAGAGGAGCGGCUUCGGCGAGCGGAGGAAGAAGAACAAGGGGCCAUCACGGUCCCCGCCCGUGGCGUCGCCUGCCCGGAACACGGCAACGGCGGCGGAUCAUGGCGGUGGUGACGACAGCCACAGCGAGUGGUCCGACGUCAGCGACUCCGAGGUCAAGGGCAUCCGAAACCUGAGGAAGCGCCACGGGGAGGACUGGCGCGGCGUCCUCGGGGUCGAGGCGGACGAGCGCCUGGGCCUGGAGGUCGUCGCCGUCAAGGUCGAGAAUGACCAGCUUUCGGGGGUCCUGCCCCCGAGCGAGGACCCUGCCAAGAGGCCCCGCCAGAUCAUGAGCGUGAUGAUCACGAAGGCCUCGCGGAAGCUCCCUCGCGACGUCCACCGGCAGAUAUUGGAUACCUUCCAGGUGGUGAUCUUGGAGCCCUACUACUACCCCCCGAGUUGCAAGGAGCCGCCCAUGUACGUGAUCGGGCCCGCCGCCCACGUCGGCCACGCCGGCAGAGCGCUCGUGCGUUUCCACACCGACGAGGCUGAGGCCACCGUGCUGAACGUCAUGGACAGCGCGAUGGAGGGGGCGCUGAGCAUCCGCAGACCCGAGGGGAUCGGGGACGUUCUCGCGAGAGACCAGUCGUAUGAGAUCAAGCCCGAAGAAACCGAAGCGCUGCUGGACAUGAAGAGGCUGGCUUGGCUGGCUGGCGAGUGCUGCCGUUUGACAGGGACGACUUCCCUGACGGCAUCCCUCAAGCGGUGGCCGCGAAAGGAGGGCCCAGCGGUGUGCAAGGUGGCCAUCAAGGGCACCCCUAGGCAGUGCGCGGAGGCAUGGGCGAUCGUGCAGGAGGUUCUCGAGCGAUACCCCGUGGUGGAGGGAUUCAUGCGCCGGAACCCCCGCCCGCCGCUGACCCUGGAGGACUGCGCAGAACUGACAAACGGCGGUGCUGCCGGUACGGGCGAUGAUGGCGGCGUGUCGGCGGGGGCAGCGGCGACAGCGGGAAGCCUCACGGCCGCCACAGGAGACGGCGGGGGUGCUAGUGCCGCGAUCACGUCUGCGGCGCCCCCGGCAAGGAAGUCGCUCGCGUUCGGGCAGGGCAUGGGGACCGGCUUCAGGCAGGCCGAGGAAUCAAAGAAGGACGGCGUCUCGGUCGCGAAGGAUGCCAAGCGGAAGCGUGAGAAGACAUCUGUCGGCGGCGACGAGGAGUCGCAGCGGCAGGGAGGGAAGAAGAAGGCCAAGGUAGUUGCAGCCAAGACCAGUGGCGCUGGGGGGAUGGCAAUCGAGGUCGACGGGGAGCGACGAGUGUCGCCUGGCGCCUCCGGGAGUGCCGGAUUAUUGUCGCUUUCGUCGUCAGGAAAGAAGAAGAAGUCGUUGGCGCAGAAGGGGAAGAAGCCUUCGAAGGAGGUCCUUGUCGCCGGAGAAAAGAAGAGCGGCAACAACGCAGGAGGCGUCGAGAAGCGGGCGGAUUCGGAGCCCAAGCCGAAGCAGAAGCUGAACCUCAAGCCCAAGGCUGGCGAAGAUGACAAAUCGGACGGCGCGGUCAGCGUAGCCGCGAAGGGCGUCCCCACCAAGCGUAAGACGGCGGCGGCGGCGGCGACGGCAUCGCCUAAGAAGAACAAGACGAAGAAGAAGACUACGGGUGUGCCACCGUCGGCGUCGACGUCCCACGAGACCCCCGACCUCAAGGGCAACGAGGAGGCCGGUUCGACCGCAGUUGAGAAGACCUCGAGAGGUGCUCCUACUGCCGCUCCCGCUGCCCCGCUCCAGGCCACGAAGAGCGCCGGCCGCGGUUCCCCCGGUCCGGUUUCGGACAAGACCGGCACCCCCGAGAAGAAGAGGUCAUUGGCCGGGAAUCAACGGGGCCGAAGCGGCGAGGGAUCCUCUGCGAACCCGGAGGAAGCGCUUAAGCGGGGGGGCGACGGCGCCCCCUUGGAGGAGGAGGGAAUUCCUGCUACGCUGAAGAAGAAGAAGAAGAAGGGCGCGGGCCCGAAGGGUAAGCCUAAGACCGGCCUAGUGGCGGCUGCAGCGGGUAAGGGGGAGCACGCGGGCUGGAAACCGCGCAGCAACACCAAGGAGAAGGAGCUCGGGUCGUCGACGGGCGGCAAGGUGGUGCCGCCGUCGCUGUCCCCCGGGCGGGUCGCGAAAGGAGAGGACGACCGGAACGGAACGGCGCCCGUCGAAAACAAGAAGAAGAAGAAGGAAGACUCUGCCUCAGUAGGGGCCCGUGAGGGACGAGGUAGGAAGACCGUCCCCGCCAAGAGGAAGAAGGUGCCGGUCUCGACGAAACCGUCGACCUCCGCCGAAGGAAAAGGAAGCUCGGGGCCGCCGCUUCCUCAAGACCCAGAUCCCAACGAUCUCUACCUGGGCGUUCUUCUCCCCGAGGCCGAGGAGUCGGGAGCGGGCAAGCAGAAGGAGGCGGGACCGGCGACGAAAGCGGCCGCCGCUGCAGCGGCCGUCAACGCGCGCCUGGCGCUAAGCGUCCGGAUGAAAGGCAGCGCGGCCGCGGCGGCGGCGGGCCUGAAGCCUCGGUCGGUGCGCGUGGCGGCCAAGACUGCCGCCAAGGCGGGGCCGCAGAGGCCGCCGGCCGCCGCCGCCGGUGCAGGUGUCGUUGCGGCGAAGCCUGGAGCGCCUCCGGCGGGGUCUAUCGCCGCGCAUCUCAACGCUCUCGCGGCAUCAGCGUGUGCUCCGACCGCCCCGUCCGCCAUGGCUGCGGCUGCGGCUGCCAUGAUAGCGCGGAGGUUGGCGGCCCCGGACCCUUCCGCUAGCUCCCAGGGGACAGCUGCUGCUGCUGCCGCCGCGCCGGUACCCGCGAACGGCCUUCCGCGUGGAGAAGACGGCGGUGACGGCGGCGGUGGCGGCGGCGGUGGUUCGGACCCGCGCAAGAGCAUGGCGGCUUCGGGCAGAGAAGGACCGGGCUUCGGGCAAGACAUGCGGCAAGGGUAG
This is a messenger RNA of Ectocarpus siliculosus, 6954 nucleotides long. The record is from the annotation of a GenBank genome assembly. Lineage: Eukaryota; Phaeophyceae; Ectocarpales; Ectocarpaceae.